UCUGCACUUCAAAUGAUUCAGGAAUUGAACUGAAAUAAUUUUAUUCAAAUAUACAGAAAAACCAAAUGACAAUUUUCAGCUGCCCAAGACCAAGAGUGUAUAUCUACGCUAUACACUUUCAACUGAAAUUAUUCACACAGUUCAUACAUUUGGGCCUGGUUCACACUGUAUCAGUCUUAGAAACUUGUCCUGCUGCAUUUAUUAUGAGUUUAUAGACCAUCAGAUAACACAUCUGACUGACAAAGGAAGUCUAUCAUGUGACACCAACUAAAAUGGAAAAUUUGACUAGCAACGUAUCUUGUGACCUGAUGACUGUGACGUUACACAUUCAUUACUCCUCACUGGCAAACAUGGCAGGCUUUCCUUAUUCCCUGUUUUCCAUUCAGGUGCUUGUCAUGUUUGCCACAGCAGUCUGAUAUUUGGAUUGCAACAUUCAGUUUCUCUACUCAUGCUUUUGUUUCAACAGGUUUUAUUUUCUUCCCAAGUUUCACUGUUUUUCCGAGAUAGUAUUUAGAGUAUGCCAACAAGGUGUAUUUGUCAUCAAACGUGACGCAACCAAAACUGGUUACUCAGGUCCUGAAAGUUUGCGGCAGGGUAUAAGACGAGCUGUGCUGGUUUAACACAGGCUGAUUUGUAUCAUGCUCGGCUGAAAAUGACCAUCAAAAAGCUUCUUAUUGAAUACGAUGCUGUAAACAACAGGAACACUUUUACAAAUGGAGAUACCAUAAAUGGACGGAUAAUCUUGGAGGUCUCAAAAGAAACAAAAAUUCAGUCGCUUCUUUUCAUUGCUAAAGGAAAAGCAAGAGUUUGCUGGACUGAGCAUUAUGGCCAGAACCAAACUCAUGUAUACUGGUCUAAUGAGAAAUACUAUAGUGUAAAACAUCAUAUGAUAAGGGAAUCAAGACAAGAUGGCACUGAAGUCAUUAGUGGGGGAAGACAUGUUUUUCCUUUUACCUUCAAGAUACCUGACAGGAAGAUGCCAUCCUCUUUUCAGUCAUCUGUGGGCAGAAUUGUCCAUAAGUUGAAGGCAGAGCUCAAACAGUCAAUGAAGCUGAAAAAGAAAGCUAAGAUUCAUUUCAUGUUUGUGUCCAAAGCCGACAUGGACACACCAGGACUCUUGGUUCCCCAACAGGAAAGCAAGGAUAAAAGUCUUGCAUUUGGUUCUGGAAAUGUUUCGAUGGAUGUCCAUGCAAAGAAAAUGGGAUACACCCUUGGUGAGGCCAUGAAUGUCCUCAUUCAAAUCAAUAAUACCUCAAGUCGUUCAGUAAAACCCAAACUUGAACUAUAUGAGAAGAGGAGCUUCUUCGCUCAGGGUCACCGGAAAGUUGAGACACGCACUAUCCUAAAGGAAAAGUCAGAUGUUGUUGAAGGACGAUCCGGCCAAAAAAUGGUUACGAAGAUGAUCAACAUCCCCAGAGAGCUUACCCCGUCUAUUCUGAACUGCUCCAUCCUGAAACUGGAAUACAGACUGAAAGUCUACCUUGAUAUCAAAUGUGCUGCAGACCCAAAAGUUAAACUCCCCAUUGUCAUUCUCCCUGAAGAUAACAGCAGAGAGUCAGGUGAAGUACAACCACUUCCUCCUGCUGGGAUUGGACUUGAAGCAUUUGGAAACCCAAACCCACAAAUCUGGGGCACCACAUCAGGAGCGAUGAGUCCUCCACCUCCCUAUGAAGCAUCUGCCAUGUAUCCCUCCUUCCCCUCAGAUUAUAAGACUACCUUGUAAUAUCAGCAUAUCAUAUUUUUCUUCUGUAAUGACCACAAUACUGUUGUACCUGCACUAUUUACUUUCCACUUUGUGGUUAGACACUCUUGUUAUGUGCAGAAACUUUAAAAAAAAAAAAAAUCUUUCUAAAUCGUAAAUUAAAUCAUGACACAGAUUUAACAAACAACCAUGACAGUUUUGAAUGACAGUGAAUGUAAUUUUAACAAAGCAGUGCAUUGUUAAAAUGGUUGUUUGUUAUUUUAACUACAGAGAAAAUAUUUCAGAAACUGUGCUUCUGAAGCAAAACUUUGGUAAAAACUUAACUGAAAUUAGUUAUUAUCAGUAAAAGGGGAAAAAUUAGACUUAAAAAAGACAUUCUCUACCAGAGAUGAAGCUUAUAUUUUCUCCAGAGAAGUUAUGUUCAUGAACUAGUCACCUCUAAUCAGGUGACACGAUAAUGGGCGCUCUGAUUGGUUGAGACGCUGAAGAAAUAAACCUAUCAUUAACCCUUUCCGAGCUGGAGUAUAUCUACUUUAACUAAAAUGUGCUUAUGUUUACAGUAAAGAGUACAAAUAUUUCACAACAUAUUUUUGAUGAUAUAUCAUGUCAAAGUAGCUCCCAAUGAUAUUAUGAAAUAUAUUAAAGUCUCAUCUUUAGACUUCUA
Messenger RNA from Xiphophorus couchianus (Monterrey platyfish), 2366 nucleotides. RefSeq names its product arrestin domain-containing protein 3-like. Bases 653 to 1723 code for a protein of 356 amino acids. Gene Ontology annotation, biological process: protein transport. The record is from RefSeq and is a predicted model, not a curated record. The transcript has 6 exons. Lineage: Eukaryota; Metazoa; Chordata; Actinopteri; Cyprinodontiformes; Poeciliidae. Gene Ontology annotation, cellular component: plasma membrane; cytoplasm.